This is a messenger RNA of Plasmodium cynomolgi strain B, 501 nucleotides long. Its product is annotated as trafficking protein particle complex 2. The transcript has a single exon. NCBI's taxonomy places the organism in Eukaryota, Apicomplexa, Aconoidasida, Haemosporida, Plasmodiidae. The record is from RefSeq and is a predicted model, not a curated record. Gene Ontology annotation, cellular component: cytoplasm; nucleus; TRAPP complex. The annotation marks the transcript as partial. Gene Ontology annotation, biological process: endoplasmic reticulum to Golgi vesicle-mediated transport.
AUGAGUCGAAACAGCGUGAGCGGCCCUGCAACGACGUACCAGGUGUACGUGCUGACAAUAAUCGGAAAAGGAGAUAUCCCCUUGUACGAAGCCGACCUAUCCUUGAAUGGAAAAAAGGACAUUUCAGAACAUCUAGCCCAGUUCAUAAUUCAUCAGUCAUUAGAUUCUGUAGAUGUCCUAGUAUGGAAAAGUACAAGCUUUUUUUUAAAAACGGUAGAUUCGUUUAACAACUAUUCCGUGUCAGCAUACUGUACUACAGGACAUAUCAAAUUUUUAUUACUUCAUAAGAGCAAGAAUGAGGUCAACAGUAGUGGGGGUAGUAGUAGUACAGGUGGACCCACCAUCUAUGUUCCGUCCGAUGAGAAUAUCCGAUCCUUUUUCGAGAUCGUUCACGAAAAUUAUAUUAAGGUGUUAUUGAACCCGCUGUAUGAACCCAACGGAAUGAUUACUAGUUCUUUGUUUGACCAGAAUGUACAUUUGGCGGCGAAGCGCUUCCUGUAC